CGUAAUUACUGACUACUGUACAUCUAAUCACAAUAGUAUUAAUUAUACUCCUGAGUCUUGACAGCUUGGUAAUCGUCCUGAUUGUCUUCAAUUGGGCACCAUGGCUACUGCUGCGGUACUGACGAUGCGCCCCGCCGACGACUUGCUAGGCUCGGCGCGCUCCAGGAGGAUGGUUACUCCCUCAACGAUCUCCUCGACGACGUCGAAGGGUACUGCGAUCAUUAAGGAUCAUCAGAGUAAUCCUAAUCACAAGACUCCAAUCGUGACCGUCCGUUAUUCGUCGGCAGAUGCCGAGUUCGAGUCCCAGUUUCCCGCCAUCGCGGCGACCAAUGAUGACGGAGCUCGAUUGCCCACGCGGCAUCUUCUCUCUUCUGCUGCUGCUGCUGCUGCUGCUUCUACGGCGAGAACCGCGCUGGUGGUAGGGGACCACCAUAGCGAUCGACAGGAGGGGGGGGCUGUAAUAGUGGAAGCUAUGGACUGUAGGGGGGGGAAAGAAGGGGUUCUCGACGGCUAUAGCCAGGAACGAGCCACGUCAGCGGCCGUGCCGAUGUGGCCUCCUCCUUGUUCAGCGGAGGAGGGAGGGGAAACCCACCCCCCCCUCCCCUCGGAUAGCAGCAGUAGUCGUUCGUCUUCCGACGAUCUUCCCCGUUUGCCUGAGAAUGGUAAUUCGUUUUUCCUAAUUAGGAUCGCGCUAGGGGUAGCGAUGCUAUUUUUGGGUUUUUGGCGGGAGACUCUUAUCCGGGUGCGGAGCACGUGGACUAGCUCUCUCGUGCUCUUUGCCGGCUUUAGGCGGGGACUGCGCCUGCGGGUGCAGCGCACCUGGUCGGCAUUUGGCAGCAGCAGCAGCAGCAGCAGUAGCAGUAGCAGAUACAGUCCCAUCCUCUCCGGGACUCUGUAUGCUGUCAUGUCCUGCACUAUGGUGUUGAUGAACAAGCAGGUCUUGUCGGGAUACCAAUUCAAUGCGAUCAACAGUCUGCUGCUCUUCCAGAACCUGAUUAGCGUGCUGACGGUGCUGGCCGGGCGAGGCCUGGGGUUGUUCGCCGUGGAGCCGCUGACCGCGAAGCUGUGCCGAGUCUGGAUCCCGGUCAACGCGUUGUUCGUCGCCAUGCUGCUGUCGGGAUUCUACAGUCUGGACUACCUCACGGUCCCGAUGGCGACGAUCCUCAAGAACCUGACCAACGUGUCCAACGCGGCGGGGGACUGGAUCUUCAACGGCGCGCAACAGAGCGCCGGAGUCUGGGGAGCGGUGGGGCUCAUCAUCCUCUCCUCUUAUUGUGGGGGUGUGACCGACCUUCACUUCAAUCUUAGGGGCUAUGUUUGGCAGAUCAGCAACUGCCUGCUUGCUUCGUCUUAUUCCUUGUACCUCAAGCGAACGAUGGACAAGGCUAAAUCGGCGACAGUCUCAGGGGAGCUCAGUAAGAUCUCCAUGGUGAUGCUCAACAACACGCUGUCCCUUCCCUUCGGGAUCGCGCUGGUUCUUCUGACAGGGGAGACAAGAGAGUUGGCCUCCUCUGUUGCUGUAAGGAACCCUUAUUUCUGGAUAGCCGCCACCGUAACGGGGUUUGUCGGGGUGAUCUUAAACUUUGCGGUGAUGUGGUUCUUGCACGCAACGAGCCCGACGACUGUCGGGGUCGUGAGCUCGCUGAGCAAGAUCCCGACAUCCGUUCUGGGGCUGGUGUUGUUCCCCGCCAGAACCACGGUCUAUAACCUGCUAAGUAUAGCAUUCGGUCUUGUGGCGGGAAUGCUAUUCACUAAGGCCAGACUCAACCAGCAGCGGCAAGCGUCAUCAUCUGGUAAGGAUUUGCCGCGUUGAGGGGUUAAAAAACGAGAUUUAGCCGCCCCCCCCCCCCCCGCGCCCCCCCUUCUGACUGUGAAAGCCUGCUCAUGCUACUGCUAGCGGCUUGGUUCUUUUUUGGUGCAAGAUGAGCAUUUAGUAUUGUGCGCAGGCGGGACAGAGAAUCUGGCAAUCGUCGCACACCGUCGAUCAUGUUAUCGCUCAUUCGAUCCGCUCGAACCGUUCGAUCCGCUUCGACUUUUCGAUCCAUUUGAUUGUUCCAAUCCGAUCGAUUGGUCCGUUCUGAUUGGUCUAUCCGAUCGAUCGGUCUAUCUGUUCGAUACGUUUGAUUGGUCUAAUCCGACCGAUCGUUCUAUCUGGUCACAAACCGUUCGGUCCUAUUCUCUUCAACCUUUCGAUCCGCUUGAUUGGUCUAUAUCUGUUCGAUCCGUUCGAUCGGUUCGUUCCUAUCCUCUUUCAAGCUUUCAACUCGGUCCGUGCGAUGCUAUCCUGUUCAACCUGUCGACUCGUUCGAUUGGUCUAUACACGAUCGAUUGGUCCAUCUGUUCGAUACGUCCGCUCCAUUCUGUCCGUUUCGAUCCUAUCGUCUUCAGCCUUUCGAUCAGUUUGAUUGGUCUAAUACACGAUCGAUUGGCCUAUCUGUUCCAUCCGUUCGAUCAGCCUUUUGAUC
Chara braunii is the source of this 2465-nucleotide messenger RNA. The record is from the annotation of a GenBank genome assembly. NCBI's taxonomy places the organism in Eukaryota, Viridiplantae, Streptophyta, Charophyceae, Charales, Characeae.